This is a messenger RNA of Megachile rotundata (alfalfa leafcutting bee), 1092 nucleotides long. RefSeq lists its product as uncharacterized. The record is from RefSeq and is a predicted model, not a curated record. Lineage: Eukaryota; Metazoa; Arthropoda; Insecta; Hymenoptera; Megachilidae. Gene Ontology annotation, molecular function: NADH pyrophosphatase activity; ADP-ribose diphosphatase activity; NAD binding.
AUGCUUUACGUUAAUGUUAAUUAUCGUGAUAUAUAUCAGAAUAAAAAAUUGUAUUAUUGUUACGUAAAGACUUUCAAUAGUGAGCAUAGAACAAGAUUAUAAAGCACUCCGCAGAUUUUUUCAAAAUAGUUAUCAUUUACGUAGAUUCGUAACUGUUCUAAUGUAUAGUAUCGCUGCUUCAAAACUUUGUCAUAUUAUUACAAUCUUAAAUCGUCAACAAUUUCUUUCUAAAUAUCGGACAACAUUUUUCCCCGUUACGUAUUGUAUAUCAUACUAUGCUACAGUUUCCAUAAUUAUGACUUCUAAAUGCUUUAAAGGAUGCCAAGAUCAUUACAAUGGCGUAACUAUCGAUUCAAAUGAAGAAUCUUGUAAUGCCGAAGCAUUUGCACGUCUUCUUACAAUAUCUUUACAGCAAUGGAUAAAAGAAAAAAGGCGUACAAUAUGGUUUCGUGUACAUUUACCACAUACAGAAUGGGUACCUAUACUUGUAAAAGAAGGAUUUAAGUUUCAUCAUGCAAAGCCAGAAUAUGUUAUGCUCUAUCGAUGGCUAGUUGAAGAUGAAGAAUGCAAUGUUCCACAUUAUGCUCAUACUAAUUUGGGAAUUGGUGCAUUUGUUUAUAAUGAAAAAACCAAUGAAAUGUUAGUAGUUAAAGAGAAAUAUGCAGACAAAGCACGUUGGAAACUGCCAGGUGGUUACGUAGAACCAGGUGAAGAUCUGGAAGAAGCAGUAAAAAGGGAAGUUUUAGAAGAAACUGGUAUUCACACUACUUUUAGAUGUCUAUUAACUUUCAGACAUACCCAUAAUCAUGCAUUUAAUUGUUCUGAUAUAUAUGUAAUAGCUUAUUUGUCUCCUAUUGAUAAUGAAAUUAAAAAAUGUGUAAGAGAAAUUGCUGAUUGUCAAUGGAUGAAGAUACAUGAAUAUCUAGAACAUUCAGAAGUUCAUGAUAAUAAUAAAAUGGUUGCAAGAAAAAUGUUAGAAUUCUUGGAACAUAGAAUGGGAAUUACUGUAGAAUAUGGAGAACACCCUAUUUUUAAAAAACCUAUUGCUAUGUAUAGUAUAUCUAAGAUAUAAUAUAGUAGGAUUUUUAAUAA